Triplophysa dalaica is the source of this 3608-nucleotide messenger RNA. It is a transcript of the gene pomt2, whose product is annotated as protein-O-mannosyltransferase 2. The record is from RefSeq and is a predicted model, not a curated record. Lineage: Eukaryota; Metazoa; Chordata; Actinopteri; Cypriniformes; Nemacheilidae. Gene Ontology annotation, cellular component: membrane; endoplasmic reticulum. The transcript has 21 exons. The coding region runs from base 151 to 2460 and encodes 769 amino acids. Gene Ontology annotation, biological process: protein O-linked glycosylation via mannose. Gene Ontology annotation, molecular function: dolichyl-phosphate-mannose-protein mannosyltransferase activity.
CCAACAAUCCAGAACAGUUAGUGGAAGGGACAAACAAUUUAAGUCUAAAAUUCAUGAGCCUGAACCAUUGCAUGAACUCUAUACGGAAUGUUUAAUUGAAGUCGUUCUUUGCCUUGAAUAAAUGACUCCUUUUCAUCCAGAAAGCUGCUAAUGGAAGACAGACUUAAGGAGCAUGACACACGAAGAGACACACCUGCUGUUAGACAUCGAAAAGCAUGCAAGGUAAACGAGGUCGGGGAACGUCUCCCCCACGCCAAAGGUUCUCCGCUCUGUGGAGUCAGUAAAAAAAACAUAACAAUCAAUCCCGCUAUCAGACUGACUUCUAAUGGGGAAUAUAAAAGACUUCCAAGACGAGAUGGACCUCUCGGAUCUCCCUGCAGGAAUGACAAUGUUUACACUCUGGUCGUGGUGGUUGUGCUGUCUGUAUGUACACGCUUUUAUAAGAUCGCCGAACCUACACAUGUAUGUUGGGAUGAGACGCAUUUUGGGAAAAUGGGAAGCUAUUACAUCAAUCGCACCUUUUUCUUUGAUGUCCAUCCACCCCUUGGAAAGAUGCUGAUCGGUCUUGCUGGAUACCUGACGGGCUAUGAUGGCACCUUUCCAUUCAUAAAACCAGGGGACAAAUAUGAGCACCACAAUUACAUAGGAAUGAGAGGGUUUUGUGCAGCUCUUGGUUCAUGUCUGCCUCCUUUUGCCUUCCUUAUUGUCCUGGAGCUGUCCAGUUCCACCCCAGCAGCUCUUGUUGCGGCCUGUCUGCUUAUCUUUGACACUGGCUGCAUCACCGUUUCUCAGUACAUCCUUCUGGAUCCUAUUCUGAUGUUUUUCAUCAUGGGAUCUGUUCUGUGCAUGGUCAAAUUCAACACACAGAGCCUAAGACCUUUCAGCUUUUCUUGGGGGUUGUGGCUGCUUCUGACCGGUGUGUGCCUCUCUGGGUCUCUUGGGGUCAAGUUUGUGGGUUUGUUCGUCAUUCUGCUGGUGGGACUCAACACUGUAUCGGAUCUCUGGAUGUUACUUGGGGACCUCAGGUUGUCUCUGAUGGAUUUUGGAAAGCACUUGCUAGCUCGAGUUUUUGGAUUGAUAAUGCUCCCAUCGUUCCUGUACACCACAAUAUUUGCUGUCCACUUUAUUGUCUUGAACAGCAGCGGACCUGGAGAUGGUUUCUUCAGCUCUGGUUUCCAGUCACGCUUAAUUGGAAACAACCUUCACAACGCCUCCAUGCCAGAGUAUCUGGCAUAUGGCUCUAUCAUAACAGUGAAGAACUUGCGGAUAGCAGGAGGUUAUCUGCAUUCGCACUGGCAUCUUUACCCUGAGGGAGUUGGAGUUCAGCAGCAGCAGGUGACAGCCUAUAUGCACAAAGAUUAUAACAAUCUGUGGCUGGUUAAGAGACCUGACGACUCUGAUGCUUACACAGGGACCCCAGAGCUCGUCCGACAUGGGGACAUCAUCAGACUGGAACACAAAGAAACUACUAGGAAUCUUCACAGUCACUACCACAAAGCUCCUCUGACCAAAAAACACCAGCAGGUCACUGGUUACGGUAUUAAUGGCACUGGCGAUCUUAAUGAUUUAUGGCAGGUGGAAGUGUGUGGAGGUAAGAACGGAGAUCCAGUAAAGGUCCUGCGUAGUAAAGUGCGUUUUCUCCAUCGCUCCACGGGGUGCGUGCUCUACUCUUCUGGAAAGACCCUCCCUAAGUGGGGGUGGGAGCAAGUGGAAGUCACAUGUAGUCCUUAUGUCAAAGAAAGCCCCAACUCGCAGUGGAACAUUGAGGAUCAUAUCAAUCCUAAAUUGCCAAACAUCAGUCUGUCUGUGCUUAAACCCACUUUCCUGGAGGUUCUUUGGGAGUCUCAUAUUGUAAUGAUCAGGGGAAACAGUGGCUUGAAACCCAAAGACAAUGAAGUAAAUUCAAAGCCAUGGCACUGGCCCAUCAAUUAUCAGGGUUUGAGGUUUUCGGGAGUCAAUGAGACAGAGUAUCGUGUUUAUCUCCUGGGAAACCCAAUAACCUGGUGGCUUAACCUGUUCAGCCUGGGUCUAUUUGUUGUCAUGGCAACAGUGCUGGCAGUGGCAGUUCAGAGAGGAGUGGAGCUGCAGGAGCAGAGGAAAGUGUGCUAUAACACUCUGAUGAAGGGUGGAGGAAUUUUGUUUCUGGGUUGGAUGUUACACUAUCUACCCUUCUACAUCAUGGGUCGCGUACUCUACUAUCACCAUUACUUCCCAGCAAUGCUGUUUAGCAGUAUGCUUACAGGUAUUACACUGGACGUUUUCCUGAAGAAUUUAGACAUCAUAUUUAGGCCAUCCAUUGCCCAUUAUUUCUGGAGAGGAGGUCACUCAAUACUCAUUUUAGGGUUAAUCUACAGCUUUUACCUCUUCCACCCACUCUCCUAUGGUAUGAGUGGGCCGCUGUCAGAUGACCCCGCCUCCUCAAUGGCAGGUCUCAAGUGGCUGGACUCCUGGGAAUUUUAGACUUUGCUUGAAACUUGAUGAGACACUAGUUCCGUUGUUACCUUUGGAGUGCUGCUACACAUAACUGACUGACAAGUGGAGACAGACAUUUUUCUUACAUGAAGUAUAACAUUUUAAGAAUAUAGACCGAUUCUAUCAGUGUUUCUCUUUGUAGGUUUACUUUCAUUACACCUUUUGUAAUUUCAUUGCUGAAUGACAGUAUUUACUUUUAUGUUAGAAAACAUUAUGAGUGUUUGAAGUAGUAUUUUACACUACAGUUGAAUUUAAAAUACAUUUGGACUGAUAUUAAAUGAAAUAAGCAAUAAAGUGCCUUCCCGGUUUGUAGACUAUUAAAUCAGAAAGUGUUUUAUUGCCAUGUAUGUUUAUACACACAAGCAAUUUGUCUAGGUGAUCGUAGCUUCCAACAAAUCUUGGCCACCAUGUCUUCUUGUAAAAUCGUUUUUUCUGUUAAACAAAAAAAUGAAGCAAAGAAAAGUUUUCGUUAUACAAGCAUUCUUCUUAACAUAGUUAUAUUUAUUUGAAACAACUUGAGGGUAAAUAAUGGCAGAAUUUUUAUUUUAGGGUGAACUGUCCCUUUAAGCUAUUGUCCCAUUUCUCUUAAGAAGCAAUGAUUUUGCACUUUUCCCCUUUUAUGACACCUACUUAUUUAUUUGCUCUUUCAAUUUGCAUUAUAAUCAACAGUCUGCUUGCAAUUCUUUAUCCCCGUGUGCUUUACUUUUCAAAGAGUAGAGGUGAAAGUCUUAGAAAAUGAAUUUCCAUUUUCAUCCCAGUAUGUAGUGUAUUUUCUCAAAUACAAUUGGAUUUUACCAAUAAGUUGUAAUAUUAACAAUAUUUUAAAACUGCAGAAGUAUCAAUUGGUAGGACAUGUUUAUUUACACAACACAUUUCUGUUGUUAUAAAUAUAAAAGCAGCAACUUAUGCAAGAUUAAAACAAAAAUCGUUUGGCUAUUAUUCAUUGUUGCCCUUUAUAUUAGAAUCAUGAUUAUUAAUGCCAGUUACUUAAAAUCAACCAUCUUUGCUAUGUGUAAUACCAUUACUGUACAAUGAUACCGCACAGUAACACAGAAAAUACACUUUCAUAUUAUGACCAUCAUAGUUCCAAUGGAAUAUAUAUAUAUUUUUGCAUCUGGUUGUUUACCAAUACAAUA